AUGAGCUCCAUCACCGGUCGGGUUCUUGCCAUCCCCGCUGCCUCUGUUACCAACUCCGGAGCUUCAUCAUCCAGAGCCUUGCACGUGGAGCUCACAUCCCAGCAGAGACGAUUACGUCAUCUCCGGAGCAUUGCAGCAAGAAACAUCGUCAACAGGAAUGGUUCCCCACUACUGGAUACAUACUUCACCCUCCAUCUCUGUAUAGGAAAUCGUAUAUCUAGUGAUUUUUACAAGAGUGAAGUCAUUCGUGACUCUCUGAAUCCUACCUGGAGGAGUCUGGACUUUGGCAUGUUGCCGGACCUUCUGGACACCUCAGUGUCUUGCUUUGUUGUAAGGAUCUGGGGAGGACAGGAGAAACAAUACCAGCUGCUCAUAGAAUGGAAGGUCAAUCUGGAUGGCCUCAGAUAUACAGGGCAGCAGAUUCGGUCCAGGAAUACAAAUGAGAUCAUAUUUGGGUUGAAUGAUGGCUAUUACGCGGCUGACUUUGAUCAGAAGGAUAAUUCCGAGCGCAAGAAAAAUAGUCUGCUUCAGGUCGACCAGAGCUCAGUUAGAAAUUCUUACAGUGUUUUUUCAUUGCUCAGGCUCCACACAGCCCAAAGAGCCAUCAAACAGACCCAAGUGACAGUGCAGAAGAUUGGAAAGGAGAUUGAGGAGAAGCUAAGAACAACAGCAACGUGCACAGUGCGGAAAAAGGAGCGAGAGUGUAUGCGUCUACGUUUAGCUGUGCUUCGUAGUGAACUUCAUCGGCAGAGGAAGUCUCUUGGCAGAGAAAUAGAUGUGCGGCAGAAGGACAUGGCACAGCUUCAGAAGAAAGAGGAAUUGUAUGCUGCACAACAUGAAGGCCUGAAGGAUGAAAAACAAUCCUUAACCAUGCUGCAUAAGGAAUGCACUGCCAAAAGAGAGCAGUUCCUGAAGUUCAAUGCCCAGCUCACGUUUCGCUGCCGACAGCUUCUCUCUGAGCUGUCCUACAUUUAUCCCAUCAAUGUGGCAAAUGUGUCAGAUUACGUUAUCUGCGGAGUGAAGCUGCCAAAUUCUGAAGACUUUCAAGCAAAGGAUGAUGGGAGUGUGGCAGUUGCUCUGGGCUAUACGGCACACCUGGUCCUGAUGAUCUCGUGCUUCCUGCAGAUCCCACUUAGGUAUCCAGUCAUCCACAAAGGUUCACGCUCCUCCAUCAAAGACACCAUCACUGACAGACUCAAUGAAAAAGAGCGAGAAUUUCCUUUGUACCCACGAGGAGAGCGGUUUCAUUUUGAGUAUGGUGUCUACUUGCUCAACAAGAACAUUGCUCAGCUGAGAUAUCAACAUGGCUUGACCACCCCAGACCUGCAGCAAACACUACCCAACCUGAAGAACUUUUUGGAACAUGGCUUGCUUGUCCGAUGUGAUCGACACCAUGUUUCUAGCUCCAUCCCCGUGCCAGGGAAGUCUCACCUCGGGGUUCCUAGUGCCUCGGAAGCAGCUUACCAACGACACACCGGCUCCCCUGACCGGGGACUGAGGAAACGAGCGAAUUCUGAGACCGACAAGUACAAGACAAAUCCACCGCCCAAUUUUGGCGCAGCUGUCGGGGAGGAACCAGCUAUGGUAACCCAAACAAAGCAACCAUCUCCGCCUAAACUCUUGUCUUCUUCCCUGGAUGCCUCCAUGGCCUCACUUGACCUCACAGAGCCCAUUGAAGCGAAAGAAGACGGAAUAAAGAUAGAGGAAGAGGGCGGUACAGCCGCAGAGAAGGAAGUCCACAAAGAUCAGACUGAAGAGCAAACACCCCACAGCACUUCAAGCUCUUCUACACUGGCGAAAUUUAGUGACGAUCCAGCAACCGCUGGUCAGCAUACAGGCAUCAUGAACGGCUCAGUGGUUCCAGGACAGGUAACGAUUCCAGGUCCUGGUCCAUGCUGCUCAGUGGAGCAAGCUGAGGAGAUCAUGGGGACAGAGGCCACCAACUUGGGCCUGGGAAUGGGACUACGGGUGGGCUUGGAGAUGGCUGAGGAGACCAGGCUGGAAGACUACCGCUGUAUCCCUGUGGACCAGGCGGUAGCUGUAGAAUGUGAUGAGCAGGUGCUCGGGGAACUGGACGUUGCUGGCUUCGAAGAGUUCUCCAGACGCAUCUACGCACUGAAUGAGAACAUGUCUAGCUUCCGUCGACCGCGCAAAAACUCAGACAAGUGA
This is a messenger RNA of Nerophis lumbriciformis (worm pipefish), 2169 nucleotides long. The record is from RefSeq and is a predicted model, not a curated record. Lineage: Eukaryota; Metazoa; Chordata; Actinopteri; Syngnathiformes; Syngnathidae.